Daphnia magna is the source of this 7065-nucleotide messenger RNA. RefSeq names its product flocculation protein FLO11-like. The record is from RefSeq and is a predicted model, not a curated record. Bases 5321 to 6637 code for a protein of 438 amino acids. The transcript has 9 exons. Lineage: Eukaryota; Metazoa; Arthropoda; Branchiopoda; Diplostraca; Daphniidae.
UAUUUUACAGAAAUGAAUAGCCAUUAGAAUUUUUUUCAAAAAAGGGCUAUCCAUUUCUGUAAAAUAUAUUAUUUUUGGUCUUACAGUUUUCCCGCAAAAAAUGAUUUAAAUACUACUUUUUAUUGGGGGGUGGGGAUUACCGGAUACCCGCUAAACCGCACCAAUCUACCGGGAAAAUGGCAAAUCGGGUUACUCUUCUAGUAAGUACUUUUUAAGCAAUAUUUUUGCAGAAAUUGACAGAUCUUAUCAAAAUAUAUUCAUUCCUAUAAUUUUUUGAAUUUUUUGACUUAAAGUUUCCCUGAUCAUUACAAGAUCGGGUUUUGGAACCACCCACCAGGCCCAAGGGGUGAUAAUUUACACUAAUUAAAAAAAACACACUGUUACUUAAUUCAAUCUAUAUAUAAAAUGAAAAAAAACAAACAAUAAAUAUAAGUAAAUAUAUUGUAUUUGUAAAACCUAAUAAAGAUCAAACAAUAAAUGCAAAUAAAAAAAAAAAAAGAAACAAACAAAUCAAAGUGGCAGCCCCACGAAAAACCAUACUGUGUACAUAAGACAAAAUGUGGGAGCGGAAAGCAAAAAGACAUGGAAGGGUGUAAGGGUGGAGAGAGCCAAUCAGAGUGCCAGAAUAGUCCCUCUGGAAUGUAGCGGUGACGGUCUCGACCCUUCGAGACCGUCCAGUUGUCAUUGAAGACUUUUCUGAGAUGCACCUGCUCUCACCGCAUCUGACCCGCCGCUGCCAUGAGACCGCUGUUUUCGGACUCACGCUCCGCCAGAUGCCCCAUGGUCACAUUUAACAGCGUCGACUGCUCCUGGAGAAGGUGUACCACCUCCAGACCUUUCUUGUCAAAUGACUCAAGCACCGAGUGCACUGAUUCCAAGUCCUUCGUCUUAAAGGUCCCGAAGAACCAGUUAAGCAGCUGACCAAAUCCGUCGAACAGCCUGCGCUUUCACCUGGUUCCGUUGUCCUUCAGGGCUCGUUCCCACUCCCAAAACUCCUACCUCCGGCGCUCCGCUCUUGUCUUGAUUUCAGCCAAGUCAAGCGCAGGACCUACAAAAAAUGGUUUGACUUCUAUAGGGAAAUUCCCUGUGAUUGCCUUUUCAAACGUGCGUGACAUAUCGUCUACCCAAGCUAUCUCAAGUUUCAUUACUUGUUCAGCUCGCUUAGUAGGCACGUCAUAGAUAACUACCCAUUCCGAUUCACCCAGCGCCAAAGUUGCUUCGGGAUAAACCAUCGCUCCUUCGGUCGCGACGAACAUCCCUCUCAUCUCAUUUGCCUGAACUAUUUGGGCUACGACACAGACCAAUAUGUAAGAACAGCAUAUUCUUCAUCCACCCGUGAGCCCGUUUCUUCCUGGUCGGACGGCCCACCGGCGAUUCCGACGUCGCUUGUUUUUCUGUUGCGGAAUCCCCCCGACUUGUAGGCUUUCGUCCUCUUCGGCAAACGGCUCCAACAGCCGGUGUCUCCUUCUCUCCUUUGCUUACCUGGCCGCCGGUCCUACAGUUGCUUCAGCAGUGUUAGUGUCGGGUGUCAUUUCAGUGUCGGCUACGGAUGUCUCACCCGUUACGGUUUCGGCACGCGGCAUACCAGCUUAAGUUUCGGCAUGUGCUUUACCCGAGCUGGUUUCGGCAUGCGCGACACCCGAGUUGGUGUCAGCAUGCCCAACCUUCUCAUUUCUUUGUCGCUAUCGGACUCCACGCCCGCUUCCACAACCAACUUCUUCAUUUGCGACACAUGCACCACAAUAGUUUUCUUUCAACCUGGUUUCCAAAGUUCGUAGUUCAACUCAGUGACCAGCCCGAUAACUUUAAAUGGUUCCACAUACUGAUGCAGUAGCUUUCCCACGAGCCACUUCUUCCGCUGCGGCCGAAAGACUAACGCUAGGUCUCCAGGGUUAUACACCUGUACCGCACUGCUCUAUCAGCAUGUAUUAUGAAGCUAUUAAUAUUCUUCGUGCAGUGGUCGCUGGCAUGCAACAUGUUAGUUGUAUAUUAGUCUUCUUCUGAUUCUGUGGUUAAUAAUUCAAAUUUUGUGCGCCUCCUUUUCCUAUCGUUUUCUUCGUUUUGAACUGCAAGUACUUUUGUUUUGUUGUUUUCACUGGAAUUUUCCAAAUGCGGAACAUUCUUCGUAUUCGCUGGUUUCUUAUGUAAUCUUGUGCAUAAUUUCCUUCUUUGUCCGGAUUGUCGUCUGUGGCACCAUUUUUCGGAAGCACAUUGACGAUGUUGGGGUUCCCAUAACGAACUACAACCAUUAUAGCAGAUUCAAAUCUCGGCAAGGAUCUCUGAUUUACGUCGACUCCUCGUCACUGAUCGCAGGCUGCUAAGGCGAUCGCCCUAUUAUUAAACUGAGCUGCAAAGUGCAACAUAGUUUCUGCUCCUUGUCCCGACUGGCUGAUGAGUUAUGUUUCCUAAAGGAAACUUAUGCUUUCUUGUUGAUUAAGUGCUAUUGCAACCACGAGCGGGGUCUCUCCUAAGGAAUUUCAGGUGCGCAAUUUGCAAUGGUGGUAACCUAACACGCAUAAAAGGUGCGUAUUGUUUGUUGCAGAGUCCCGGUGUGCUAUCGUUUGUCCAUCUUCCAUAAUGCCUGGAUCAGCUCCAAAUUCUAGCAGUAGAUCCGUUUCGUCAAACCGUUCUUCCCUUACAGUUCCAUGCAACAAAUUUUGCCCGUUGGAAGAAAAGGCGUUUAAUGCUUCUUCCAGUUUCUCUCCUCCCUUCUUUUCUAUUUCUUUUUUUAGAUACAGGAAUUCUCGGAUGGUUUCUCGAGGUGCAUAAAUCAUUUCGUAGAUCCAGUUCCUAUAUAUAUUGGCAGUAUCCUCCUAAUUUUUUAGUUGGGCUUGUGCUAUAUUCUCCAUUUUAAUUGGUCCUGCCCUUCCAUAAGAUAAAAUAGUUACUGUCUUCAUUUUGCAGUUGUUGCACGAUCUUGUAGGUUCCUGGCAGACAGGAUCUUGUAGGCUUUCUUCCGAUACGUUGUCAGGGUUGACGUUCUCCUCCUCUGGCUGAUCCUCUUCGGAUAGCGGGCUUUACUGGAACAUAUAUUCAUUAUUACUCUCGCUUUCUUCUUCGGAUACAAAAUUAUUUAAUUCGUUCUCGGUGCAGCUACUAUAUCGGCAUUCGUGUUCUUCUUAUAAACCUAAGGAAACAGUUGUAGUACUACUGUCACUGUUGCUGCCGUCGUUGCUGUCCGACUCUCCUUCCUCUUUAAUGUAGUCUGCAUUAUUGGAUCCCAUUCCGAUGUUCGUUGUUGAACUUGAUCUACGAAGCUAUAUGAAUUGUUUUCUUUCUUUUUUUUUUAAGUUACUCUUUGUCUUUUCCUGUUGUAAAUACAGCCCCAACUUAGUAAAAAAAAUCACUGCAUUUUCAGUCCUUCGUUCCGUUGUAUUAGUUUUAAUUAACUGUGUUGCCCCUCCAUUCUUUUAAGGUUUUGUGCUGUGGUAAUAGUUUAUUAUAAGCAUGCAUCAUUGUAAUAUAAACAACUAUAGGUGUUGCAACGCUAUCGUUAUUUCCCUUAUUGUUAUAUAUUUUGGGCUGGGUUAGUAGUGCAGCGGCAUAGGUCUUCCCAUACCAUUCCAUAACCAACGACGUACGUUUAUUUUGUAUGCCUGCCAGUGCAGUUCUUGUUCUCAUUUUCCCAUUUUAGCUCCGUCAUUGGAUACAAAUUUUCCGUUCUGGGCGCACUUGGUUUUCUUAUUUUGUUUUUCAUUUCUCUAUCUUGUGAAGUGGAUGCCAUUAGAGUCAGUGGAACAAAUUCUCGUGUGAAUGGUUGCUCUUCCACGCCCUCUGGUAGCAUUGCAUCCAUUUCAUGUCAAUCUUUAUUUUCUUUUGAUUUUUGUAAUUUUCUUUUCUUCUCCAUUUGUUGCAUGACUCGUGGAAAAGGGUUGGAAACUAUGAAGAUCCGUAGGCAGAUAAGGAAGAUUAUAAAUCUUAUAACGGAUAAUCCCAUAAUUUUAAGUGUGUCGAACCAAGAAAAUAUAUUCCCAAUUUGAUUAUCUUGUUCUUCGGUCACAAUGAUAUUUGACAAUGACAGAGAUUUUGUCUCUCCCUCUUGUGUUCUUCAUACUAGGGAAUUUCAUAUAUUUAGUUGUCCUAUCUCCCUUGUAUCAUGGACAUCGGCGCCACUAGUCCGACCCGGAAGAUGAGGCUCAAUACCUCAAUACGAAGUCAUUUCGUAUUUCAUAUAUGGCACAGGUAUAUGGCAUAUUGGCAUGGUUGCAUGGACUCUUUAUGUAGUUAAACAGCCGAAUGCUGGUCAUUGACUUACUUUUUCCAUUAGAGAGUAAAGUUUAUUGAGGCAAAGGCUCUAAACAGAACGGUAUACACAUGUCCAAAAUUUAACAGUAAAGUCGUUAAUCAGGACUGAAAUUCGAAAUCCUCGUUCAAUUUUGGUUGGAAUAGUUAAAUUUGGCAAAAUUCUGAGAUAUGUCCCAAUUUUCAAGAAUUUGAAAAACAGCAAAGGCAAUAGCCUUCUCACUUUUGCGAUUUUUGGUCAAAUCCCAACUUUGGCUAAAAGGUUUAGAUUCCUACUCGAAAUUGGACGGGGAUCACGAAAAUCAAGUCCGUUUUGAAGUGUGAUUUGUAUUUUCGACAGUAGGACGUUCGAAAUGGAAAUCUAGAAAUUCGAACAUGCUCAAAUUCUACUCAUAACACGAAAAUCGAUUAGCUUACGCCAAAUAUAACCUGAAAUUCGAAAUCCUCGUUCAAUUUUGGCUGGAUUAUUGAAGUUUGGUCAAAUUCUGAGAUAUGUCCAAAUGUCCAACAAUUUGAAAAACAGCAAAGGCUGUAGCCUUCUCACUUUUGCGAUUUUUGGUCAAAUCCCAACUUUGGCUAAAAGCUCUUGAUUCCUACUCGAAAUUGGACGGCGAUCACGAAAAUCAGGUCCAUUUUCAAGUUACACUUGUAGUUUUAACAGUAGGACCUUCUAAUGAAAUUCUAACAUGUUCAAAUUCUAAUCAAAACUUGAAACAGAUUAGCUUACGCUAAAUCUGACCUGAAAUUCGAAUUCCGCGUUCAAUUUCAAUCAAAAUAGCUUAGCUUUGUUGAAUUCUGAAACAUGUUUAGAUGUAAAGUUUUAGAAGAACCACAAAGGCUACAUGGAUUGAAACGAAGACUGAAAGCUGAUUCUAAAAUAAUUUGCUAAAUUUGUAACCUUUUUCUUCUUAACGUGUAUCUUGUUCGUUUCGGACGUAUCAUUUUUCUGUUGAGUGAAAACUAAUUUUGUUUUUCAAAAAGCACGUAGCCGGUAUUAUACGUACCAAAUAUAAGCAGAGAGACCGUAAUUAGACUCAUUUGUAGUUUGUACAUCCGAAAGCAAAACGAAAAUUCGACUAUGAAAACAAUGGGUAGUACAAUUUUCCAUAGCCAUGCAUUUGUUUUGGUUUUAUCCGUUUUUCUAUCCGCUGCAUUCGGCCAAUUGACCACUCAAGCUAGUAGGACUACAGUAACCAGGAUGCCAGUUGGUGGCACAACAAGACCAGGAAUACCGUCAAGUGCCUCUACCCAGGCACCAGGUACUACGAGACCAACGCCAAGUGCCUCUACUCAGGCAUCAGGUACUACGAGACCAACGCCAAGUGCCACUACCCAGGCACCAGGUACUACGAGACCAACGCCAAGUGCCUCUACCCAGGCACCAGGUACUACGAGACCAACGCCAAGUGCCUCUACCCAGGCACCAGGUACUACGAGACCAACGCCAAGUGCCACUACCCAGGCAUCAGCUACUACGAGACCAACGCCAGGUGCCUCUACCCAGACAUCAGCUACUACGAGACCAACGCCAGGUGCCACUACCCAGGCAUCAGGUACUACGAGACCAACGCCAAGUGCCUCUACCCAGGCAUCAGCUACCACGAGACCAACGCUAACUUCAAAUGCCUCUACCCAGGCAUCAGCUACUACGAGACCAACACUAACUUCAAAUGCCUCUACCCAGUCAUCAGCUACUACAAGACCAACGCUAACGUCAAGUGCCUCUACCCAGGCAUCAGCUACUACGAGACCAACGUCAAUGUCAAAUGCCUCCACUCAGGCAUCAGCUACUACGAUACCAACGCUAACGUCAAGUGCCUCUACUCAGGCAUCAGCUACUACGAGACUAACGUCAAUGUCAAAUGCCUCCACUCAGGCAUCUGCUAUUACGAAUCGAACGACACCGUCAAAUGCCUCUGCUCAGGCAUCAACUAUUACGAAUUCAACGCCAUCGUCAAAUACCUCUAUUCAGGCAUCAGCUACUACGAGACCAACACCAACAAUGGUAACCAGAAAUGUUACCACCAACGCAACUACAGGCACUUUAGGACUAACCUAUAAUCCGACAACUAAACCAUAUGUUUCGGAAAUCUCAGUUUCCACCCAAUCAACUACUGUAAACUUGAUGCCAACUGGUAACACAUCGAAAACAGAAUUACCGUCGAAUACCCCUGAUCAGGCAGCAGCCAUUACGGAAGCAACACCGAACAUGGAAGCCACUAUAGAUGCCGGGGCUUCAGGAAUAACCCAAAAUCCGACAACUAAUGCAGAAGUCUCGGGCGAAUUGUCCACACAAGCAAGUACUGUCAACUUGGGGCCAGAUGAUAACACAUCGAAAACAGAAACCCCGUCAAAUGUGGAUGCUCAGGAAUCUACUAUUAUGGAACCGAUGUAGAAAGUAAACACCUCUUAGACUAGUUUCACUGAUUAACUUAUUUCUUUAUUAUUGCUUGAUAUGAAACUCGACAAAUAUAUCAAGCGAGAACAAAAGGAUCCAAAGGCACGAGAGUUUUCAAGUAAGAACAGUGAUAGACAGUUUUACUAUGCAGACGACGUGAAGACAAGAAGAAAGGGUUGCCAGGUCGAUAAAUCGCAACAUCCCCACUCAAACCGGAACUACUCCAAUUCUUGUUCUGAGCUCUGGAAAAGCUGGGCCCGGAAGCGCCUUGGUCAGUAGAUCGGCUAGUUGGUCUUUUGUUCCGAUAUGGACGACUGCAAUGUUGCCGCUCACCUGUUGCUCACGGAUAUAGUGAUAACGUAUAUCAAUAUGCUUAGUCCGACGAUGGAAUUCUGGAUUCAGUGUGAGUUUUACUGCGCCUUGAU